Messenger RNA from Indicator indicator, 735 nucleotides. Its product is annotated as glutathione S-transferase-like. The transcript is spliced from 6 exons. The record is from RefSeq and is a predicted model, not a curated record. Bases 1 to 666 code for a protein of 221 amino acids. Gene Ontology annotation, biological process: glutathione metabolic process; xenobiotic metabolic process. Lineage: Eukaryota; Metazoa; Chordata; Aves; Piciformes; Indicatoridae. Gene Ontology annotation, molecular function: glutathione transferase activity.
AUGUCUGGGAAACCCAAGCUGCACUACUUUAAUGGACGAGGCCGAAUGGAACCAAUACGGUGGCUACUAGCAGCAGCUGGGGUUGAGUUUGAAGAAUGUUUUAUAGAAACAAAGGACUCUCUGACAAAGUUACAAACGGAUGGAUCCCUGCUAUUUCAGCAAGUGCCAAUGGUGGAGAUUGAUGGAAUGAAGAUGGUGCAGACUAGAGCCAUCCUCAGCUACAUAGCAGGGAAAUACAAUCUCUAUGGGAAAGACCUGAAGGAGAGAGCCCUAAUUGAUAUGUAUGCAGAAGCAAUGAUGGAUCUGAAUGAGUUACUCAUGUCUUACCCUUUCCAACCAGAGGAUAAAAAGGAGCAACAUUUGGCUAAUGCUGUGGACAAGGCCAUAAACAGAUACUUCCCAGUCUUUGAGAAGGUUUUGAAAGACCAUGGACAAGACUUUCUUGUUGGCAACCAGUUUAGCAGGGCAGAUGUGCAAUUACUUGAAAUCCUUUUAAUGGCGGAAGAGUGCAAGCCUGAUAUACUUGCCAAAUUUCCUCUCUUACAGAAAUUUAAAGCAAAAAUAAGCAACAUCCCCACGAUAAAUAAAUUCCUACAGCCUGGCAGCCAGAGGAAACCAUUACCAGAUGAAAAAGAUAUACAAAAAGCACGGAAAAUUUUCUUCUAAGCAUCAGCCUAAACCCACAGAAACUCUAUUUCAUUCCCUUUGUGUUUGCUGACAGUGGCAAAGUGAAAU